CGUUGUACAGAAAGGAUGUGAGGACAAAGUCACACGGCUGACAUUGCGUAGACAGAGCUAUGGAUAGAGAGGACAGAGAGGUGAUAGCUCCGUACUUCACGGGGAAGAACAAGGCACUGAAGCUGACUGAAGUGUUGGAAAUACUGGAGAACCCUGAUGACACAAGGGCUUUAGUAACACCCCCUGCUAAACCCCAUGGAGGAGACGGGUACUUGUACAGGGUGGAGGCAGACUCGGCGGAAGACUCCUGGAAAAAUGACAACUACUACUUCAAGCAUAAUGGUUCUCGUGAACAGCCUAAACCUGCACCCAAGGUUCUCAAGCAGUACUUCGUGGCUUAUAAAAGUGAUGGCAGCACCACCAAGGCUUUUAAACGACAGGCAUACAACUUGCUCGAGGGAGACGUGAACUAUAUGUUAGUACACUACAUUGGGAAAUGCACAGUAGCAUUAUCCGAUCCAAAAUAUGAGAAGCGUUUGAAUACAUCCCUCCACCAUGAAUCCCAGAUAGUGAACAGUAACGCGAGAAUAGCUGGUUCUGGAGAUGAAGAUGGUGGAGAUUGGGAGACCAGGGAUAUGGAAUGUGAUCAUGAUCGUGCAAAUACUAACUCUCCUACUUUCCUGGCUUCCUUAGAUGAAGUUAGCUCAAGGAAAAGGACACAUGACCCUGAUAUGGUAAAUCGUGUGAAAACUCCUAAACGUUCAGAAAACGAACGAGUAAUAGAAAACAAUUUGAUGGACAUAACCACCGAAUGUGUUAGUCAUCAACAUGAUGAAAGAGCGACCAACCUCAAGUCACUCACCGAAUAUUUGCUGAACAAACGUACUCAUAUCGUUAUCGCAAGACGUGUGUUGAAGCAGACAAAAUACUGGGAGAAAAGCACCAGCUUUUCUACCUUUGACAGUCCAUGUUUAUCAUUAAUCGCUGACGUCGAAUGUAAAUGGAGAAAUGACCUUACAGAAGUUAGUGGCAGGUUGAAUUGGUCACGACUUAGCCCGGAUGUUCUCGGCGAAGACCAGUGCAAGGAUACGUAUCACAGACUGGUAUCUGCUGUCAUAGUAGGUGCAUAUCACAUGAAGACGGACAUCACAGAGUUUGUUGACACCCUCUAUAUGUACCCAUCACAUGUGAUGGGUGACAACGCCAUAACAGAUGACGACGAUGGGACGGAUCCUCAGAUGUGCAAGGUGGGGCCCCACAACAUACAGAGGAAUCAUCUCCUCGAUCAAACAGCAUGGCUUGGCGAUGAGGUGAUGAAUGCAUACAUGCAUGUCCUGAAGACCACGUAGAAUAGGAACCACAGCCUCCACUGCGCUGUACUUGAUUCCUUCUUUGUCAACCAUUGGGAGAAAGACGAGUAUGACGUGCACCCCUGCAAGGAGGAACUUGGAACUUACACGUGGAUCCUGAUGCCAGUGAACAUGCCACUGAAUCAACACUGGGUGCUUCUGGUCGCCAAUGUCCAGGAUGGAACAGUGGGCGUGGUCAACUCUAAGCCUGUCCUUGAUGUAGGGGACAAACUUAUACAACAUUGGAGAAAAUAUACACGCAGUUUGAGGAGAGGUGAUGGGUCAGUGGUCACAUGGACAAAGACAGAAUAUCCAGUACUGAGUCAAAGAGAUGGACAUAGCUGUGGCGUGUUUGUGAAUAUGGCAGCAGAAGCUGUACUAUCGGAGGUGCCUCCCAGUGUCAUGAGAAGCUGCCACACUGUCUGGUACAGGAAGUACAUCUGGCGCAGGUUGCGAGAAUAUGCUGGUGAACAUAUACCGCCUGAUACUGACACACAUAUGCUUGAGUCUCAAUGUGAAAAGCUGACAAAUAAUCCAGCGUCAACGAAUGCCAGAGCGUUUUCGUAUACAAUAGUCAAUACGUCGACCAGCAUAGAUGAUACGAGAUACAGUUUGCAUAAAGCAGCCAGCCUCGGUGAUAUUAGACGCAUGCACUUGUUGAUAGACCAGGGGGAGCCUGUAGCAGGUACCGAUGACCGAGUAUGGACGCCUUUGCACUGUGCCUGUGAAAACGGUCACGUUGAAGCUGUCUCUGAUCUGGUUUCCAGGAGGACGGACGACGUACAAAAUAGAGCUCAACUUACAUUGUACAAUCCUGUCUUGGGAACGGAGUAUAUGUAUCUAGCAGGAGCAUAUCCACUCCACAUUGCUUGUUUAAAUGGACAUGAGAAUGUAGCGCACAUUUUGAUCAAUAGCGAGGCAAAUGUUGACGACAAAAGUGAAAAUGGAACAACAGCUCUUUUUCUUGCUUCUAUUAACGGACAUGAAUCUGUAGCCGCACUUCUGAUCAAGAAUGGUGCAAGUGUUACAGUUGAGGACGAAGACGGAUGGACAGCACUAUAUGUAGCUUGUCAGAAUGGACAUGAAUCUGUAGCCGCACUUCUGAUCAAGAGUGGCGCUAGUGUUACAGCUGAGGACGAGGACGGACAGACGGCACUACAUCUAGCUUGUCGGGAUGGGCAUGAAUCUGUAGCCGCACUUCUGAUCAAGAGUGGCGCUAGUGUUACAGCUGUUAAUAAGAACGGACAGACGGCACUACAUCAUGCUUGUCAGGAUGGGCAUGAAUCUGUAGCCGCACUUCUGAUCAAGAAUGGUGCAAGUGUUACAGUUGAGGACGAGGACGGGUGGACGGCACUAUAUGUAGCUUGUCAGGAUGGACAUGAAUCUGUAGCCGUACUUCUGAUCAAGAAUGGUGCCAGUGUUACAGCGGAGGACAAGCACGGAUGGAAGGUACUACAUCUAGCUUGUCAGAAUGGACAUGAAUCUGUAGCCGCACUUCUGAUCAAGAAUGGUGCAAGUGUUACAGCUGAACACAAAGGCGGAUCACUUCUGAUCCAGAAUGGUGCAAGUGUUACAGUUGAGGGCGAAGACGGAUGGACGGCACUACAUCUAGCUUGUCAGAAUGGACAUGAAUCUGUAGCCGCACUUCUGAUCAAGAGUGACGCAAGUGUUACAGCUGUUAAUAAGAACGGACAGACGGCACUACAUCAAGCUUGUCAGAAUGGACAUGAAUCUGUAGCCGCACUUCUGAUCAAGAAUGGUGCAAGUGUUACAGUUGAGGACGAAGACGGAUGGACAGCACUAUAUGUAGCUUGUAAGAAUGGACAUGAAUCUGUAGCCGCACUUCUGAUCCAGAAUGGUGCAAGUGUUACAGUUGAGGACGAAGACGGAUGGACAGCACUAUAUGUAGCUUGUCAGAAUGGACAUGAAUCUGUAGCCGCACUUCUGAUCAAGAAUGGUGCAAGUGUUACAGCUGAGGAGAAGGACGGAUGGACGGCACUACAUCAAGCUUGUCAGAAUGGACAUGAAUCUGUAGCCGCACUUCUGAUCAAGAAUGGUGCAAGUGUUACAGUUGAGGACGAAGACGGAUGGACAGCACUAUAUGUAGCUUGUCAGAAUGGACAUGAAUCUGUAGCCGCACUUCUGAUCAAGAGUGGCGCUAGUGUUACAGCUGGGGACGAGGACGGAUGGACGGCACUACAUCUAGCUUGUCAGAUUGGGCAUGAAUCUGUAGCCGCACUUCUGGUCAAGAGUGGUGCAAGUGUUACAGCUGAACACAAAGACGGAAGGACGGCAUUACAUCAAGCUUGUCAGAAUGGACAUGAAUCUGUAGCCGCACUUCUGAUCAAGAAUGGUGCAAGUGUUACAGCUGAGGAAAAGGACGGAUUGACGGCACUACAUCUAGCUUGUCAGAAUGGGCAUGAAUCUGUAGCCGCACUUCUGGUCAAGAAUGGUGCAAGUAUUACAGCUGAGGACAAGGACGGAUGGACGGCACUAUAUGUAGCUUGUCAUAAUGGACACGAAUCUGUAGUCGCACUUCUGGUCAAGAAUGGCGCUAGUGUUACAGCUGAGGACGAGGACGGAUGGACGGCACUACAUCUAGCUUGUCAGAAUGGGCAUGGAUCUGUAGCCGCACUUCUGGUCAAGAAUGGUGCAAGUAUUACAGCUGAGGACAAGGACGGAUGGAAUAAAGAGUAAAUAAUAGCUAACUUUAGUACUACUAUUACAGUCUGAAGUACGUGUAACAGAUGUGGCGUCUCCUUGGGCAAGUGACUUUGUUCGAAUUGUCCCUUUUUCCACCCAGUAGUGAGCGGGUACCCGGUAGGAUGAGAUGGCAAUGUGGUUGUUAACCUUCUAGCGCCUAACAGGCAGCUUUGUUUGUAUACUCUCCAUUGAGCUGAGAAUGAUUUUUAGGUGAACACUUUUUCCAAUGUCUAAGCUUAGAGUAUGCUUGUGCAUGGAGAACAGCGCCAUACAAAUAACGUGGAUUUUAUGUCCGCUUUCGGGUUUGAUUUUUAUUUGUUGCAAGGUCACAGGAGUUGCCUACCAUGUCAGUUUUCGCAACUGUCCUUGUUUCAUGGACAGAGGUUCAUAUAAACCAUGAAACGUUUACUCAAAUACAUGUCUAAUUUGUAUUACUGUCCAAUGAUAUUUAAAAUGCUUUGAAUAAUAAAAAGAAAUAUUCAGAGAAUGUUAUUGGUGCCUUUCAGCUAAAUUACAAAAUGUUAUUGAGUUACUUGUGUCUAAUACCUGAACAUGACCUACUUUCAGUUAUGUUAUCAAUGUCAAAUAUUGAGUUAUAGAUUCAGUGCCCAAGGGACGCAACUCUGCACAGCGAAUCGCGGCGCAUCCGUGCCCCCCGAGUUAUAGAUUCAUGAUUGAAAUCAUUCUUAUGGCACCCAAUAAUUGCUUUUAUCCUAUGAGUCAUAACUGGUUUUGUAAAACUCACAAACCAAGUGCAUACCUUUAGAAAAUCAAUACCAUGUUGAACAUU
Molecule: messenger RNA, 4782 nt
Organism: Haliotis rufescens (red abalone)
Lineage: Eukaryota; Metazoa; Mollusca; Gastropoda; Lepetellida; Haliotidae
Product: ankyrin-3-like
Exons: 8
Coding region: 1410-3986 (858 amino acids)
Biological process (GO): proteolysis
Molecular function (GO): cysteine-type peptidase activity; protein binding
Source: RefSeq, a predicted model, not a curated record